Messenger RNA from Amborella trichopoda, 1104 nucleotides. Its product is annotated as putative inactive receptor kinase At3g02880. Gene Ontology annotation, biological process: protein phosphorylation. The record is from RefSeq and is a predicted model, not a curated record. Lineage: Eukaryota; Viridiplantae; Streptophyta; Magnoliopsida; Amborellales; Amborellaceae. Gene Ontology annotation, molecular function: protein binding; protein kinase activity; ATP binding.
AUGACACAGAGCUCCCCAUGCUCGUGGCUAGGUGUAAUCUGUGAUGACAAAGGUCGUGUUGUGGCCUUGAAGCUACCCGGUAAGGGACUCAGUGGAACCAUUCCUUCAAUGACAUUAGGAAACCUAACUCACCUUACCAUCUUGAGCCUUCGAUUCAAUGGUUUUUUGGGUGCCCUCCCCUCCGACAUAGUGAAAUGCACAAACCUUCGGAGCCUUUACUUGCAGAGCAACCACCUCUCCGGUAACAUCCCUGACUUCCUCUUCCAGCUUCAUAAUCUCGUCAAUUUGGACCUCGCCAUGAACCAAUUUUCUGGUGGGAUCCCUGCCCAAUUCAAUGACUUAACAAGGUUGGUUACCUUAGAUAUUGAUGACAAUCGAUUGGAAGGCCCUAUUCCUGCCCUUAAACUACGACAUCUAAAGAAAUUCAACGUGUCCUUCAAUAGGCUAAAUGGGUCAGUGCCCUCGAGCUUGAUGUCCUUCGGCACCGAGUCUUUCUUAGGGAAUUCGCUAUGUGGAGCUCCAUUAGCGCCUUGUCCAGGAGGAAGAACUAGUGGGCUUGCUCUUGGGUUGAUAAUAGCCAUUGCAAGUGCAUCAUUAGCCGUGUUUAUUCUUUUUCAUACGGCUAUAUUCUUGUUCUUUUGCAAGAAAAAGUCCAAAAGAGGAGGCAAGUUUGGGGAAACCAAUAGAAGGACAACGGUAGAAUCCAGUGAUUCAACUUCAAAGGAAUAUUCAGUAACGAUAAUAGAACCCCAGAAACCAAAGAACAGGCUUGUGUUCUUGAGGGAUGAGAAGAUGUGCUUUGGAUUAGAGGACUUAUUAAGAGCUUCAGCUGAAGUUCUUGGGAAUGGAAGCACAGGGACUACAUACAAGGCAGUUUUCGAAAUGGGCAAAGUGGUUGUCGUUAAACGAUUGAGAGGUGUGGACGUCGGAGAGAGGGAGUUCGUGAAUCAAAUGAAAAUCAUAGGAAAGAUGGAGCAUGAGAAUGUGGCUACCCCGAGCGCUUAUUAUUUCUCCAUGGAUGAGAAGUUGCUGGUCUACGAUUACUUUCCAAUGGGCAGUCUUCAUGGCCACCUCAAAGGUGAUGUAUCUAUAACGUUGCUAUAA